Messenger RNA from Brassica napus (rape), 1026 nucleotides. RefSeq names its product 2-hydroxy-6-oxo-2,4-heptadienoate hydrolase-like. The record is from RefSeq and is a predicted model, not a curated record. The transcript is spliced from 3 exons. Lineage: Eukaryota; Viridiplantae; Streptophyta; Magnoliopsida; Brassicales; Brassicaceae. The coding region runs from base 1 to 939 and encodes 312 amino acids.
AUGGUUGAUUAUUUGAGAUUGUUGCGAUGCUUCAGCUUCACGGCAUCGCGUGAUUGGUUAUUCCGGCAAUCAUUCGCAAACGCCGGUCUCCGCUCCGUCACCACCAAUCUCUCCCACACCAAUUCCAUCGCGUCGACAACGUCUAUGCAUUGCUGGAUCUCUAAAUCCCCAAACCGAUCCAAACCAAACCUCCUCCUCGUACACGGAUUCGGAGCCAACGCAAUGUGGCAAUACGGCGAACACCUCCGAUCCUUCACCGGCCGGUUCAACGUCUACGUCCCCGAUCUCCUCUUCUUCGGACUCUCCUCCACUUCCGAACCGAACCGGACCGAGUCUUUCCAAGCUCAGUGCCUGAUGAGGCUAAUGGAAACUCACGGAGUCCACACGAUGAACAUCGUCGGGAUAAGCUACGGUGGAUUCGUCGGGUACAGUUUAGCGGCGCAGUUUCCGGAGAAAGUGGAGAAGCUGGUGCUAUGCUGCGCCGGGGUUUGCCUUGAGGAGAAAGACAUGGAGGAUGGUUUGUUCAAGGUUCCGAAUCUAGAGGAAGCCACUGAGAUCUUGAUUCCUCAGACGCCUGAGAAGCUUAAGGAGCUUAUUAGAUUCUCUUUCGUUAAGCCGAUCAGAGGUGUUCCUUCGUUUUUUCUAUGGGAUUUUAUCGAUGUGAUGUGUACGGAGUUUGUAGAGGAGAAGAGAGAUUUGAUCAAGUCGAUACUUAAAGAUCGAAGACUUUCAGAUCUUCCUAGGAUCAGACAGAAAACUUUGAUCAUAUGGGGAGAAGAAGAUCAAAUAUUUCCACUUGAACUUGGUUACAGAUUGAAAAGAUAUAUUGGAGAGAAUGCAGAGAUGGUGGUGAUUAAAAAGGCAGGACAUGCUGUUAAUUUGGAGAAAUCCAAAGAGUUUCUCAAGCACUUGAAAUCUUUUCUCAUUGACUCUUUGUGAACUAGUUGUUCUGUUUAUCUGGAACUGUACUGUUCCUGGUAUCCGAUUCCUACGAUAAAAAAAUGAAAAGUGGGCUUCGGUGAGCUA